Molecule: messenger RNA, 5125 nt
Organism: Pimephales promelas (fathead minnow)
Lineage: Eukaryota; Metazoa; Chordata; Actinopteri; Cypriniformes; Leuciscidae
Source: RefSeq, a predicted model, not a curated record
GAUCUGGCAGAACUCGCUGCAGAGUGAUCACAGCCCUUUCAAAAUAAUUCAGCAUUAAAUGCUGGGAAUAUUCUCAUCAUCAAGGCUAGAAGUGCAUCUGAACACGCAGGAGACACUCCAGGUGAAUCUGUGUGCCAUACUAGAGUAAAGAUGGAGUUUAUUAAAGAGGAGAUUGAAGACACGACUGAUCCAGAACCAUCCAGAAUAAAACAUGAAGAUACUGAGGAACAAACAGACCAGGUGAGAGUGAAAGAGCAAAGACAAGAACUGAAUGAAGUGAAGGAGGAACAUCAUAACUUUACAAUUCAAAGAACAAAAGCCAAAAAGACGCACACCUGCACUCAGUGUGGAAAGAGUUUCACAGAGAAAGGAAGCCUUAACACACACAUGAGAAUUCACACUGGAGAGAAACCGUAUACAUGCACUGAGUGUGGAAAUAGUUUCACACAGAAAGUACACCUUGACAGACACAUGAGAAUUCACACUGGAGAAAAACCGUAUACAUGCACUCAGUGUGGAAAGAGUUUUUCUCAAGCAUCAGGUCUCAGUUAUCAUCUGCUCAUUCACUCUGGAGAAAAGCCAUUUAACUGUGAUCAGUGUGGUAAAGAUUUUAUUUCAUCAUCACUACUAAAAUCACACCUGCAAGUUCAUUCAGAUGAGAAGCCUCAUGUGUGUUCUCUCUGUGGAAAGAGUUUUUCACGACUGAUCAGUUUUAAACUGCACCAGAAAACACAUAAAGAAGUGAGAGAUUAUAUGUGCUUUGACUGUGGGAAGAGCUUUACUACACCUGCUGAUCUGAAACGGCACCAAAUAAUUCAUACUGGAGAAAAACCUUACAAGUGCUCAUAUUGUGACAAGGGUUUCACUCAGCCUGCGCACCUUAAAAUACACGAGCGAGUUCACACUGGAGAGAAGCCGUACGCCUGUACUCAGUGUGGGAAGAGUUUCACCCGAUCAUGUAAUCUAGUAAAUCAUAUUAGAAAGCAUUGUCCUGUGUCACAGUGAGCACAUUUUUUGUUAGAUUCACAUAAAUGUGUUGUUAAUUAACUAAUAAACUAGUAUUGCUGUGAAAUGCCACAAGAGUUGUUUUUUAUAUGUUGGAGAACAAGAAUAUUAUUGAAAAUUAUUUUAAUUGAACACUUACUCAAAGAAAUAAAAAAAAAUACCUAAAUGAAAAGAGACUGGAAGGAAAUGCAGAAAAACAACAAUCAGGUGCCUCGUUAAUCUCCAAAGUGGGGAGAUUACUUUCAUUUCAUAUCAUAUAAUCAUAUACGCGCCAUCUUCCCCUCAGAUUUCUCUGCCGAAAAGAAGACUGUCAACUGUCCUGAAAUUGGGAAAGCAAAUCCUCUCUGACUGGAAUCUUCCAGGGGGACGAUUCCAGAAGAGGAAUCAACUCCGAAAACCAUGGGUCAGACGGCCAAAACAGGGCUACUAGAAGGAGGCGGACUCCGCUCUCCGCUCUCCCUCACUCUGGCCAGGACCGCCUGGAUCAGUUUGAUGGGCGGGAAGGUGUAGAGUCUCUGCAUUGGCCAAGGGUGGGCGAAUGCAUCUAUCCCCAACGGAGCUGGAGGACUCAGGAAGAACCAGAGCGGGCAUUGGGAUGACUCCUGCGAGGCAAAGAGGUCCACUUCAGCUUUUCCGAACACCUCCCAGAUCAGGGAAACUGUCUGACGGUUCAACAUCCAAUCCCCCGACUGGAGUUUCUGCCUCCAAAAAUCCGCUGCGAGGUUCAGAAUCCCUGGGACAUGGACCGCUCUCAGAGAAAGGAACCUGCUCUGAGACCAUAAGAGAAGAUGACGCGCAUGCCUGUCCAGGGAGCGAGAUCGAGAACCUCCUCGCCAGUUUACAUGGGAAACUACCGCCAUGUUGUCCGUCCUGACAAUGACAUGGUGACCCUUUAGAAAAGGGAGAAAAUGACGCAAAGCCAGGAAUACGGCUCUCAGCUCCAAGCAGUUUAUGUGCCAAGCGAGGGUCUCACCCGUCCAGACCCCACAUGCUGGCCUGCCCUCGAAAACUGCUCCCCAGCCGGUUAGAGAGGCAUCCGUCGUAAUCAUCUGGCGACGGAAUACCGUUCCCAUGCUGACCCCUUUUCGAAGAAAAAGAGGGUCCCGCCAAAUUGACAGGGCGUGAGAGCAACUGCCCGACACCCUCAACAGGCGAAAGGCUGGCCCAGUGGGCCGGAUCCCUGAGAGCUUCAUCCACCACAGGAAGGGCCUCAUGUCGAGCAGACCCAGGGGUAGCACAGGGGAGGCUGCGGCCAUUAAGCCCAGAAGCCUGCGGCAAGUGCCCACAGAAACACGAUGGCCUAGAGAAAAACGGGCCAAACAUGUCAUCAAACUGCAAAUCCGUGCAGGAGCCAAACGGGCCUGCAUACGAACGGAAUUCAUGUGCACACCCAAGAAAACUGUGUGCUGAGCUGGAGUAAGAACACGCUUCUCCACGUUCAACCUCAGGCCGAGAGACUGAAUAUGGCGCAGAACAGUGUCCCUGUGGUGGGUAGCCAACUCCCUGGACUGGGCUAGGAUGAGCCAGUCGUCCAGAUAAUUGAGAAUACGGAUGCCCUGGAGGUGCAAGGGGGCCAGUGCUGCAUCCAAGCAUUUCGUGAACGUUGUCGGUGCCAGGGCGAGGCCAAAGGGGUGGACCCUGUACUGGAACACCAUUCCUCCAAAGGCGAACCUGAGGAACUUUCUGUGACGCUGCACGACCUGGAUGUGAAAAUAGGCAUCCUUGAGGUCUAUUGUCACGAACCAAUCUCCUGCCCGAAUCUGAGAAAUGAUGGCUUUCAACGUCAGCAUCUUGAAUUUCCCUCUGAAAAGGGCGAAAUUCAGUCGGCGGAGGUCUAGAAUGGGACGCAGGCCGCCGCCUUUCUUCGGAACCAGGAAAUAACGGCUGUAGAAGCCUUGUUCGGUUUCCUCCGCAGCAACCUCUAUCGCACCUUUGAGAAGGAGGGAAGAAAUUUCCUGCUGUAGCACAGAAGCCUGAGUGGCGCUGUCGACUACAGUAGGAAAAAUCCCUAGGAGGGGGAGAGGGGAGAGAACCAAGGGUGUCUCCUUUCUCUCGCACCGGGCUGAGUAGAAGCGGUAAAAUAGGGCCUGCUCUUUGAAACACCUUGGGUGGCGAAGGAGACAGGGUAAGGAAAGGAGAGCUGGUUGGAGGUGGACAGAAACGCUUGCGCAGUCUGUCCCAACCUCGUGCAUGUGGAGGCGCUCUCCUUUUCCUGACCAAGGGGUCAGGAGCGGGACGAGGCAGCUGGAGCGGUCGGCUUGUCGGAUCGCUUCAGCUGCACACGCUUGUGAGGUCGUUGACGGGGGAACGGGCGACCGCUGGCUCCCCAAACCAUGGGAGGUGGGGGACGCGCUGGGUCACUUCUCCUGGGAGAGAGCUCCACUCUCUGAGAAAGACGUUCUCUAGGUCUUCGGGCAGGAGAGGGAGCGGGGGAUUCCCUAACUCUCCUGGGCAUGAACUGCUUAAAAGCGGCUGAUUGCGACUUGGAGGAACGGAAUUUCUCGACCACUGUGCUGACUGAACAGCCCUGACUGAGAGAUAGGGCCGUCAAGGAGAAAAACCUUCUCUUUAUCGCGGAUUUCAGUGAGGUUGAGCCAUAAGUGGCUUUCCGCAGCAACCGCGCCAGCCAUAGAGCGGCCCACCGCACGUGCAGUAUGUUUGGUGGCCCUCAAGGCCAAAUCCGUGGCAAUACGAAGCUCUUUCACAGCCUCAGGAGUGACACCACUACCCUCAUCCAUCUCUUUAAGGAUAUCGGCCUGGUAGGCUUGAAGGAUGGCCAUAGUGUGAAGGGUCAUGCCUGCUUGACCAGCCACCAGGUAGGGUUUUCCAAUGAGAGAGGAAGAAGUUCUACAUGCUUUAGAUGGAAGGAGAGGACGUGCCUUCCAAGAUGGCGCCGACGACAGAGAAAGAUGGCUGGCCAAAGUAUCCUCAAUUGUAGCCCUGUUCCACAGAACCCACGAGUUUGGUGAAAUCAGCAGCUGCCGCAUUAGUGAGACGCACAGAGAAAGGCUGAUUCCAGGAUCUGGAAAUCUCCCGUUGCAGAUCGUUGAAAAACGGCAGUUUUCUCCGUUGGGGCCUAGAAUUAGGGCGACUGAGAAACCUCUCGUCGAGUUUGGAUGACUGAGAUUCGCGGGGCUCGUCAGGCCAGUCAAUCGCGAGUUUCUCCGUAGCGCGCGAAAGCACUUCCACGGGCUCAGAGUAGGCCGCGGUAGGCCGCGCUUCCUGGCCGCUAGGCGGGAUAACGUCAUCGAUAAGAGCAGGCCCGAAAUCCUCGGAGUCGGAAGCCGCGGUAAAAAUUACGUCCUCCAGCCCGAAAGAAACAGAGUCGCGUGCACAAAUAAUACAAAUAAUCGUGAGCGAACUCGACUGGCAUGUGAGCGAGCUCGGGAGAUGGAGGGAGAGAAACAGCGGGGCCCGUCUGCUCAAACUCCACAUCCUCGAGCUCAACAUCCGAACCCCAGGUCGCGGAUCCUCGAGAGGCCUCGGGAGCGCGACGGGGGGAGGCGAAUUUAGGAUCCUUCUCAAAAACCGCGAGCCGAGAGCGCGGAGUUUUUAGAAGUAAAUUAUCACAGAAUUUACAUUUAGAAGAUCCUAGAACGGCCUCGUGCGCAUGUGAGAAACCCAAACACCUGAUGCACUUACUUUGAGAACCUUAGCUUCUCCAGCAGUUCAUUUUCAGAAAGGACUUCUAAUGGGUUUGAACUGUCUUUGAAAACUCUUUCUCUUCUUAUUGCCCUUUCAUGAAAGCAAAUAUUAAAAUGUGCCCUAGACAAGACAAAGCCAGACCACUUUUGUGAAUCUAGAGCACUUGAGAAUUUAUUUGUUUCCAUGGCGACAUAGGUUGUAAAGGAAAGUUAGCCAAGGGGGAACCAGUCUAAUUUUUUUGUUUGACUUAAAAAGUAAAUACCAGUCUGAAAAAAAAAAUUAGAUGACUAACUUGCAAGACUAGUCUUAAAUAGAUUUAUGCAACCGUUCGCAGAUGUAACAAUAAUUGAAAUCUAUGUGACAUAAUAUGGUAAAUAAAUGUUAUUAAUACAUACUAUGGAGUUUGUUAAAGUGGAGAAUGAGGACGUCAGUUAUCCAGAAACAUGCAAAAUAAAACAAAAUACUGAAGAACAAA